Molecule: messenger RNA, 2347 nt
Organism: Sinocyclocheilus grahami
Lineage: Eukaryota; Metazoa; Chordata; Actinopteri; Cypriniformes; Cyprinidae
Product: cytoplasmic polyadenylation element-binding protein 2-like
Exons: 11
Coding region: 245-2347 (700 amino acids)
Biological process (GO): negative regulation of cytoplasmic translation
Cellular component (GO): synapse; cytoplasm; nucleus
Molecular function (GO): mRNA regulatory element binding translation repressor activity; mRNA 3'-UTR binding; ribosome binding
Source: RefSeq, a predicted model, not a curated record
CAGAUCAGAUCCGCCGGUAACGCGAGGAGGGGGAUGCGCGGUCGCUCGGACGGCUAGAACGGCUAAAAAAAAAGCCGCAGACAAUUAAAUCCGAGAACAAUAUCUACAGUACGUAAAAAGGCGACCGAAAGCUCCUCCUCUCUCGCUCCAAACAGGCUUUAGGAAGUUACAGGACACAGUGCCUCUCUUAUUGUUCUUGAGCAGGCCUGGGAAUAGGAGAGCUGCGCUGUUUUGACGCAGUUAAAUGGGUGAUUACGGGUUCGGUUUGUUGCAGACAGCGAACAUCAGCAGCAGCUCCACACGUUUCGGCGGAGGCGCAUUCACACCCUAUCCCAGCGCGUCUCCGGUGCGCCCCAGCAGCUCGCCUCUGGUGUCCCCUCUUUUCCCGUCACAUCAGCGCAACAUGCAGGAUGAGCCUGCGGGGCUGACAGCUUCUCAGUCCAACAGCGAGCAGAGCAGCGCCACCGACAGCGACCUGAGCCGCUUCUCCGCUGUAGGUCACGCACAGACAGCCGGUGACCUUCAGCGCGACCGGAACAUACAUCAGCAGACUGAGCCGCCGCCGCCGCCGCAGCAGCAGCCGUACUCCUCCUCCUCCACGGGCCUGGACACCAAUGCGCCAUCGUCCAAGGUGAAGCCACAGAUGGAGUCCCCCAGCGCGCACCACAUCAACAACGGCACCUGCGGCAAUAACAUGCUCGCGGCGGCCGCGUUUCCGGAGAUGCAGAGCUCCGGCGGCGGCGGCGGCUCGGUUUCUCCCUCCAUGCCCGCUUUCGGGACGCCGUGGUCCGUGCAGACGAGCUCCCCGCCUCCGCCCGUCUCCAAUGCCGCCAACGCAAUAAACCCGAUCCCCACCACCGAGCCUGACAACUUCUACCCCGGCAUCCCCUCCUCUAUCAACCCCGGCUUCUUCCAGAGCUUCUCGGCCAACCCGUGCCCGGUGCAGGGCUUCAGCAGCCCAUUCUCCCCGCAGAUCAACGCGCCGCCGCAGAGCCGCCGGUCCCCGGUCAGCCCGCAGAUCCCCCCGCAGCAGGGCGCCUUUCUGCAGCAGCGGAACAACUACAACCACCACCACCAACCCAUGAUGAAGCAGUCGCCGUGGGGCAGCCAUCAGGGCAGCGGCUGGACCUCUGGAGGGGUGUCCUGGGGCAGAGACCAUCGGCGCGGGGGCGGCAUGGGUGUGCCCGGCUCGGUCAACCAGAUCUCUCCCAUGAAGAAACCCUUCUCCAGUAACGUCAUCGCUCCGCCCAAGUUUCCCCGCUCCGCCGGCUCUCUGGGACCUAAAUCCUGGAUCGAAGAAAACAUGUUCCGUACCGACAACAACAGCAACACUCUGCUGCCGCUGCAGGAUCGGUCCAGGAUGUACGACAGCUUGAACAUGCACUCGCUGGAGAGCUCCCUGAUUGACAUCAUGAGGGCGGAGCAGGACCCUCUGAAGGGCCGUGUGGGAUGCCCCCACCCAGCCGCUGAUGGCCUACUCAUGCUCAAUGCCAGGAGCUAUGGGAGACGACGAGGACGUUCCUCCCUCUUCCCCAUUGAUGACGGCCUUCUAGACGACGGCCAUGGCAACCAGGGGGUCCUGGGGUCUCCUCACUGUUACCCCCAUCAGAACGGGGAGCGCAUCGAGAGGUUCUCCCGCAAAGUGUUUGUGGGUGGACUGCCCCCUGACAUCGAUGAAGAUGAAAUCACGAGCAGUUUUCGGCGCUUUGGUCAUCUGGUGGUUGAUUGGCCACACAAAGCAGAGAGCAAGUCUUACUUCCCCCCUAAAGGUUAUGCCUUCCUCCUGUUCCAAGAGGAGAGCUCAGUUCAGGCGCUGAUCGAAGCCUGUCUGGAGGAGGACGGGAAACUCUACCUGUGUGUGUCCAGCCCCACCAUCAAAGACAAGCCCGUCCAGAUUCGUCCGUGGAAUCUGAGUGACAGUGAUUUUGUGAUGGACGGAUCUCAGCCACUGGACCCUCGCAAAACCAUCUUUGUAGGAGGAGUGCCACGUCCACUCAGAGCUGUGGAGCUGGCGAUGAUCAUGGACCGCUUGUAUGGUGGAGUGUGUUAUGCAGGCAUUGACACUGAUCCAGAGCUUAAGUACCCAAAGGGGGCGGGACGUGUGGCCUUCUCCAAUCAGCAGAGCUACAUCGCUGCUAUCAGCGCCCGAUUCGUCCAGCUGCAGCAUGGCGACAUCGACAAACGGUCUAGAGCCCUGAACUUUACUUGGUCAAAGAGGGAGCCGACCGCCCCCGCCAGAUCCACUUCCGCUGGAACUGAAGACGGGGACUCCGGGAGCGCCGGGAGCGGCAGCAUGCAAGACGACGCAGAAACAACACGUCUGCUGCGGGAAGAAAAAGAUGCUUAG